UAAAUCGUGAUUUAGAUAUAUUAUUUUUAAGUGUAUCUAUUAAUAUUCUACUAUUUAUAGUGGUGAAAUCUGUGGGACAAAAUAAUAAAUCGCGAUAAAUAAAAUGAAGUCAUUUGAAUGCGAAUCAUCUUCGGAAGGUGAUGAGCCCUCGAUUUACCCCAUCUCGCGAGCGAUAGCUGCACCCCCGCAGUGGUUGCGCGGAAACGCCACCCCUAGCUGGGGUUGGCCUCAAUCGGGAGCUUCAUCAAGUGCGGGAGGACCAAGUAGUUCUAAUAUGGAACCAGUGGGUUUUACACCCUUCGCCCACCAUUCCAAUGAGGAAAGUCAGAUCCCAGGACGACGAACGCCCCUGGGAGCUGUGGGACUCGGAGGAUUCCAAUUUCAAGGACCCCCAUCCGAUGAAAACAACCCGGAUCCAGCGGGACCACCGCAGAGCAGGUCACCACAGAAUCGGACGAUGCCCAAUUCUCAAGUAGUGCAAGGCGGUAAAGGCAAGAACAGGCAGGGUAAAUCUGUUCGUUUGAACAUCAAUGCCAGGGAAAGGAGGAGAAUGCACGAUUUAAACGAUGCUCUCGACGAGCUGCGAUCCGUAAUCCCGUACGCCCAUUCACCGUCCGUUAGAAAGUUGUCCAAAAUCGCAACACUUUUACUGGCGAAGAAUUACAUUCUAAUGCAGGCGAAUGCCUUGGAGGAAAUGAAACGACUGAUUGCUUAUUUGCAAGGAACUGCGAGCACGGCAGCAAUCGUUGCUCCUCCGGGUUUCGACCUUCAAGGGUUCCCUGCGGCCGCCAAAUUUUUGCAGCAGCAGCAGGAGGAAGGCAGGAACGAAGGCAGUUCGAGCGCUUCUUCUGGCAAUCCCCUAUAGCGCUAAAUACUCACAAACAUUUAUUUUAUACUACUCCAGACCUUAUGCUACUUCCACACUAUGCAUGACAUCAAACAUAAAAGGUGUACCAACCUACAACAAGCUGACACAGUACUUGAUACGCCUGACUGUCAAGUAAUUCGUAGCGUGGUUGCAGCAUUAUACACUUAAGUGUAUUUGAAUGUCAAUAACAAACAUUCAAAGCAAAUAAUGUACAAAAAAUAUUAACCAACUACUAAUUCACGAUUUGAUUUUA
This is a messenger RNA of Nicrophorus vespilloides, 1121 nucleotides long. RefSeq names its product class E basic helix-loop-helix protein 23. The transcript is spliced from 4 exons. Bases 104 to 865 code for a protein of 253 amino acids. Gene Ontology annotation, molecular function: protein dimerization activity. The record is from RefSeq and is a predicted model, not a curated record. Lineage: Eukaryota; Metazoa; Arthropoda; Insecta; Coleoptera; Silphidae.